CACACACACACAGCAGCAAGCCAACAGGAUGAAUCUGACGUGCUUGUCAUGAGAUAGUGAGUCACGUAGUAGAUAUUCAAUUCCACCUUAGAACCAGUUUCACUUUCAUACACAGCUCGAGACUAGACAGAACUUCAUCCGAAUACUAACUUCUUGAAACUCACGGAACCAUGAGUCCCAGAAAUACAAGCAAAAAUGUCUCUCACGCUGACAGCUCAGCCUUAAAGAGCCCACCGAAACAAAGGCAUAUCAACAAAGGUUCCACCCUAAAUCCCUCUAAUGGCUUAGGGGACUCAGGAACCAGCAGAGCGACGGCCAGCCAGGCCAGGGAAGCAGGAGCAAACACAGACACACGUUAUGCCAAGAAGAAUAUCCCUACUGUCAGAUAUCAUCCUGACAUCGCACAGAAGAGACCUGAGGCCCAUCAGCAUAGUCAUAGCCCUGACAAGAGCAGCCAGGUCAGGGGUAAGCCUGUGGUCUCUCCCCCCAGGACCAAUCAGGAUCAAAUAAAAUCGAAUAAAAUCAGCAGAGCCCCGGCCAGCCAGGCCAGGGGAGCAGGAGAAAAGACCACAGACACACGUUACGCCAAAAGGAACAUCCCUACUGUCAGAUAUCAUCCUGACAUCGCAGAGAAGAGAGCUGAGGCCCAUCAGCAUAGUCAUAGCCCUGACAAGAGCAGCCAGGUCAGGGGUAAGCCUGUGGUCUCUCCCCCCAGGACCAACCAAGUUGGGGGGAGCUCCAUGGUCUCUCCCCUCAGGCCCAAAGCACUGCCCCUGAGGUUAGGUCAGAAAGUAGAGGUGGAGGCGGUGGAGCUCCAGACCCGGGGCCAGAGAGAGAACCCCAGCUGGUUCUCCUGGCGUCAGAGCCGAAUCACAGCGUCGGUCGCUCACCGACUCGCCCAUAGCCGCUUCGUUACUGGCCAGAGCAUGACCCCGCCGGCUUCCUACCUGGCCGCCAUCACAGGUCGCGGCCCCAACGUCAAGACCCGCGCCAUGACCUGGGGCAUUGAGCGGGAAGCCGAGGCCGUGCGGAGAUAUCAGAGCCUGAAGAGCAAGACCCUGGGCCGGGCGGUGAGGGUGCAGGAGUGUGGCUUGUUCAUCGACCCCCAGCGCCCCUGGCUAGCAGGCAGUCCUGAUGGCAUCGUAGAGGACCAAAGGACCGGCCAACGGCUGCUCUGCCUAGAGGUCAAGUGUCCCUACAAGCACCGUCAGAACACUGUAGCCCAGGCCUGUAGAGAGGACCCAGCCUUCUGCCUGAUAAUACAGGACCAGGGGGAGGAGGGGGAACAGGUGAGGUACCAUCUGAAGCCAGACCACAGCUAUUUCACCCAGAUCCAGUGCCAGCUGGCGGUGACAGGGUUAACCCAGGCUGACCUAGUGGUGUUCACCCUGAAGGAAACAGCCAUUGUCCCGGUGACCUUUGACCCUGUGUUCUGGGACGACACCCUGGCCAAGCUGGAGAUGUUCUACACCGAUGCUGUCCUGCCCUACAUCAGAGACUUACCAGAUAUGAGGCCGGAGGAGUAGCUAGCUUGUUCAGGAUGUGACUAGCUGGUUCAAGAUGUCAGAUAUGGAAGUCCUGAGACAAACUGUAGUUGUGUCUGUGUUAAAGGACUGGUCUGGGUUGUGUCUGUGGUAAAGGACUGGUCUGGGUUGUGUCUGUGGUAAAGGACUGGUCUGGGUUGUGUCUGUGGUAAAAGGCUAUGGCGACUGCAGGCUUGGAGACUUUAACCUAUUACUUAGGUUAAAGUUACUGUCAAAUAUUACUGUCAAAUAUUUGAAUGUAAAUAAACCAUGCCUGCCUUACAUCUCAGAUACCUGGAGCUGAUUUCAUGUGAGCAGAGAUCAACCUAUUACUGAACAAAAAUAUAAACACAACAUGCAACAAUUUAAAAAUAUUUGACUGAUUUCAAAGAAGGAAAUCUGUCAUUUUAAAUAAAUGAAAAGGGCCUAAUCUAUGGAUUUAACAUGACUGGGCAGGGGCACAGGCCCA
Salvelinus namaycush (lake trout) is the source of this 1992-nucleotide messenger RNA. RefSeq lists its product as uncharacterized. Bases 171 to 1526 code for a protein of 451 amino acids. The record is from RefSeq and is a predicted model, not a curated record. The transcript is spliced from 4 exons. NCBI's taxonomy places the organism in Eukaryota, Metazoa, Chordata, Actinopteri, Salmoniformes, Salmonidae.